GCCAACGGGUCAUAGAUGUUGGAAAUUGAUGUAGAAGAAAUCCACCGUUUGUUUUGAAAUUUGUUAUUGCUAUACCUUAGCCAUGGUAAAACUUUUGAAAAAAAAACAUCAACAUGAUAAAGAUAAUAAGCCGCCCAAAGAGGAUGCAGAUAAAAUAGACGAAGAGAAUGCCGAGAAUGCCGAGAAUGCCGAUAAUGCCAAGAAGCAAACGAGUGCCGAGAGUAUCAAGAGUCAGAAGAGUAUCAAGAGUCAGAAGAGUGCCGAGCAUGUCGAGUUUACAGAACAAGAGAAUGAAAAGAGUGAAGAACAAGGGGAGACAAAACACCGUUCAAAGUCUGACAAACCAAAAAAAUCAAAGAAGCAUGAUGAUAAGAAAACUCGGAGGAAACAUCGAGACAAGCAUCACAAAGUGAAACGGUGUGAAUCUGAAGAUGAAUCAACACUACUCGAUGACAUUGUCGUGUACUUUCACGAAUCAGCACAACCAGUACAUAAGGAUAUUUCAAAGAUGUUUGAUAGAGGCUUUGGAGAAAAUGCUGAUGCUAUUCUUGCACGCAGGAAAAUAGACCUACACAUCAGGUUAGCAGAUGAGCACAUGUCCGUGGUUGAUGAAGGACUGAAUUCGGCUAAGUCGUCUCUUGCAGAAUGCAAUAAUGACCUGAAAAAUUUCAAGAAAGAUGUUCGCAAACUAACUUGUAUCCAUCGGGAGUCCUUCGACAAACAAAAGAAGAAGACCUGGAAGCAGAAAGAUAGGAUCAUAACACUACAAAAGGAACUGACUUCCAUCCAUGAACAGAGUGGUGAGUUGAGGAAGAAGCUGGACGUGGCGUCAGGAGCUGAACACAACCACGCUAUCAUCGACGCCUACGACAAGUUCAACAAGAUAAUGGAAGAACUCAAAAAUGAAACCGAAUCGAACAAAGAAUCCCUCGCGGUGUGGAACGAAAGUGUUAUGGAAGCGGCCGAUCGCAUCCAGCUGGAGAUGAUCUCAUUUGAGAGCCGGGGAGCCGCAAUGGACCACGACAUGAGGCGGCUGUUUGAGGAGCACAAAGAUCUCAUCGAUGCCCUCUCGGCCAAAAACGCAACUCUCGGCUCAAAGCUCAGAGAAAAAUCUAUAGCGCAGAUCGACGAACGAGUCACACAGAGGGUUCAAGCCAAGCUUGCAUCUUUGCAGGGACAGGGUCCGGGACAGAGCCAAGAACCAGCUGUGGGACAAAGCCAGGGACCAGUGCCGGAACAGAGCCAGGGACCAGUGCCAGAACAGAGCCAGGGACCAGUGCCGGAACAGAGCCAGGAACCAUCCCUGGAAGCGGCUGAAUCACAGGACUUGCCAGAGGUGGAUGAAGCGGAUCGGCAAAAGCUUGUUGAUGACAUAACCAAACUACAGCAGAAAUAUCCUGACAGUAGUCUGAGUCAGAAGAGUCCGGAAGAGAUGAAAGCACUGGAGUUCCGAAAGUGGUAUGACAACGAGAUCAAACAGAGGCGAGAAUGGCUCAACAGUCAGGUUGAAAUUUCCACUCAACAAGACACUAAGUACAUUCCGGCGUCUGAGAGGACACAGCCGAGACACGAGGCACAGGAGCGGUACCGACAGAAACAAGAUGAAGACUUGCAGCUAGAAUCCUCGAUGGACACUGGGGCAAUAGUAACUGUGGAGAGAUCAGUGGAGAGAACGUAUGUAAAUCCGGGUGAAGGUGGAUCGACAUCAAGUAGCCAAUCACACAACACGAAAGUCACAGUGUAUGGUCACCUGGAUGAGUGUAUUUCUAAGAUCUGUGAAACAGAUCCUUCAGAAAAACGCCAACCAAAGGAAUGGAAUGUACCAUAUUCGAAGAACGCAGCUCGUAAACAAUAGGAUAUUUUCCAAGGGAUUUCACGCCACCAUUACCAUCUACAACCCUACAUGUGUGGAUUUUAAAAUCCACUAAAUAAUCACCCUGCACAUGAAUGGAAUAAACCGUUUUAGCAACGGGUCUUCUUAACUGUAUGAAAUAAGACUAUAGAGAGGCGUAGCAGUCGGUUUAAUUGUUGUGUUUUUCCUAGAAAUUUGGCAACGCAUGGUAGACUAAACACUUUUGGGUAAUUUUCAGGGCACUUUUUGGUUUUAUUAAAAGCAAAAAAACUAUUUGAAAUAAAAAUAAAUGUAAUUAAUAUGCUUCUUUUAACAAUUGAAUGGCAAAGUAUAUAAUAGGGAUAUUUUAUUAUUUACAUUUUCCGAGUAUUUUGCUAAAGGCAGUUUUAGAAUGAAUUAUUAAAAAAGGCUUGUUUAAAUCUCAGGGCAGCAUGGUGAAAGAUGGAGCUAGAGUAUUGAAGCAUGGUGGCACGUAAUGCUAAAACAAGCUAGGGAAAACACUAAAUUGUAAAGAGUGGGAAGCAAAUUGCUGUGAAGUCACUAUCUCCACUUGUGGUCACCUAUCGCCAUCUGAAACAGUAAUGGGUGACUGCGAAACCUCUUCUUUUUUUUCUAAUGGCAGCAUUAAAAAGAAUUCCAAACAAACCCCAAAACAUUAAUUUCCAUUGAUAUUCUAUGAUACCCCUCAACAAGUGCAAUAACUCUUAUAAAUUAUUUGUUUGUUUGUAAAUGUGAUGUAUGAGGUUUUUUAAUGUUGAUAUCUUUGUAAAUAUUUCAGUUAUUUUUUGUGGGUUUUUUUUUUUUUUUUUUUUUUUUUUUUUUUUUUAAAGAUUAUGUCAUAAAACAACUGGUAGAAUUCCAAGUUGGUUUGAUCUAGGUUGUUAAAUAUAAUAACGUUUUCAAAAGUUUAAUAUUACAUAUCAUCAGCCUUUUAGCAUAAUUGCCUAAUUCAUUUUUUUAGCUUUUGAUGCCAAUGGUAAAAAACACGUAUUUUUAUACAAACAAAAAUAAAUUCUUUGAAAGUUCUAUUAUUAUUUUGUGAAUUUUUCCAGUUGAUAUGUGAUUUAGACUGGGAUCAUACAGUAUACAGUUUUUGUUUUACAUCUUUUUUUCUCUCAUAAUACUUGUAUUCUUUAAUUAAUAAAGUUAGUAUUUCUUAAAUAGUAUGAUUCAUAUUACAAACAUCAAUAUACAAAGCAUACAGUAUUCAAAUAAGACAUUGGUAAAAACAAAAACAAUUAAUAUACAAUAAUCUGUUUUCACUUGUCAACUGGACUUUAUUUUUUAAAAUUAGUUUUUACUUGUACUUUAAACACGAUGACAUUGCAGAAUUUACAUGUUUGAGUUUUCAGUACAUAUAUUGUUCAAGCAUUACAAUGACUAAGUCGAUAUUAGAAAUAUUGUUUUGGGUUUUUUAGUUUUUAAAUAUACUAAUAUAUAAGUUUUUUGUUAAUAGAACUGGGCUCAUUGAGCUUGCAAGUUUCUGUUGGACAUAACUUUAUUAAUAAAAUAAGUUGUAGUAUAUAUUUCAUAAUUAUAAUUAAAUAAUUUGAUCUCAAGUUACCUCAAGUUUUCUAUAGCACCACCCAAUCAUGCAGUUUUGUAUUAUUUAGCACAAUAUUUAUUGUGAAAUAAUAAGAUAGAUUUAAGUACUUAGUAUUGUUAGACUUCUAUUUUACAAUCAGGAUUCUUGUUGUGCAGUAACAAAAUAAGUUUUUAAAUGUAUUUGGUAAUUUUGGAUAUAUUUUUAAGUUGUAAACCCAGUGCUUGUAACCAAUUGGAUGUUUUAUGCUUUAGAUGUUUUUGCAAUCCUUAUACCUGUCGUAUGUUAACCAAAUGGCUUGAUCUAUUUGGUAUUUUUUGCUGUUCACAUGUAGUUUUGUGGUUUAAAUAGUUUACAACCUUGGUAUCAGUAGGUCAUGUUUUACACUGACCAAAUACAUUUAUUAAUUUAGUAUUUUUAUUAUUGUCAAUAAUAUAGUUCAUUGCUUUAAAUAUUUUACAACCAUAAUACAUUUGGACAUAUUUUAGUAUGUUGUCUGGUAUACAAUUUUGUAUUUUAUGUUAAAUGUGUAUUUUCAUAUGUCACAAAGAGCAGUGUUUUCAAUCAGUUGUGCCUAUAUAGAGCUAGUAUGUAACCAAAUCAUAAUUUUUACACAUUUUAUAUAUUUUUUAAACCAAUAUCUGAUAUUUAACUAGCCGUAUCUGAAUUAACAUUGAUUUA
Molecule: messenger RNA, 4076 nt
Organism: Gigantopelta aegis
Lineage: Eukaryota; Metazoa; Mollusca; Gastropoda; Neomphalida; Peltospiridae
Exons: 14
Coding region: 83-1855 (590 amino acids)
Source: RefSeq, a predicted model, not a curated record